Messenger RNA from Spinacia oleracea (spinach), 3151 nucleotides. Its product is annotated as bifunctional aspartokinase/homoserine dehydrogenase 1, chloroplastic. Gene Ontology annotation, molecular function: homoserine dehydrogenase activity; aspartate kinase activity; NADP binding. NCBI's taxonomy places the organism in Eukaryota, Viridiplantae, Streptophyta, Magnoliopsida, Caryophyllales, Amaranthaceae. The transcript is spliced from 18 exons. The record is from RefSeq and is a predicted model, not a curated record. The coding region runs from base 226 to 2982 and encodes 918 amino acids. Gene Ontology annotation, biological process: aspartate family amino acid biosynthetic process; L-homoserine biosynthetic process.
UUCACAAUAUCGUGUAAAAAAAACACCAAAAAUUGAAAACCUCAACACCCCUUAACUCCAUCGAAUAGCUUCACCACUUUGGUUCCUUGACUUCUCGUUGUCAUAACAAUAAUAUCAAGUGUCAAGUACUAAUUCAGGAUUUGUUGGCCACCAUCAAUCACACACCAAAAAAGAACAAGGAAGAAAUUAACCCAGCCGUCUAAAACCAACAAACACCAGUCAGCCAUGGUGGUUUCUUCGUCGAUAUCUCCCGCCUCCUCCCAUGCCGUCUUCUCCAACACAUUGUCUCGCUCCGAUAUCAAACUUUCCAGAUGCUUCCUUCCUUCUUCUACUCGCCAUUCACUCUCCUCUCUCUACUCUUCUCCUCUCCCAAGAAAGACUUUGGUAUCUCAACGGGGAAAGCGGUGGCUGUGUCCUGGUUACAUCCAUGCGUCUACCAAAGCUGCUUCUUUAGAGGCUGCGGUUGAAAAGAUCGAGCUGCCUAAAGGUGACAUGUGGUCUGUUCAUAAAUUUGGUGGGACUUGUGUUGGAAGCUCGGAGCGGAUAAAGAAUGUUGCGGAAAUAAUUAUGAAUGACACUUCCGAGAGGAAGUUAGUGGUUGUAUCUGCUAUGUCGAAGGUCACUGACAUGAUGUAUGAUUUAAUCAAGAGGGCAGAAUCACGGGAUGGUUCGUUUAUGUCUGCUUCGGAUGCUGUUUUAGAAAAACACACUCAAACAGCGAAAGAUUUGUUGCAAGGAGAUGAGCUUUUAAGUUUCUUAUCAAGGCUUCAUGAUGAUAUAAAUAAUCUUAAAGCAAUGCUUCGUGCAAUUUCCAUAGCUGGUCAUGCUACUGAAUCGUUUACUGAUUUUGUCGUUGGACAUGGAGAGUUGUGGUCUGCACAGAUGCUAUCACUCGUCAUCAAGCAGAAAGGAUACGACUGUACAUGGAUGGAUACCAGGGAUGUCCUUGUUGUAAAUCCAACAAGUUCAAAUCAAGUUGAUCCAGAUUUUCCAGAUUCUGAAAGAAGACUUGACAAAUGGUUUUCCAAUAAUCCAUCGAGAAUCAUUAUAGCAACUGGAUUUAUAGCUACUACCCCUGAAAACAUUCCAACCACUCUUAAGAGGGAUGGGAGUGACUUCUCUGCAGCAAUAAUGGGUGCUCUUUUUAGAGCUCGUCAAGUUACAAUCUGGACAGAUGUUGACGGUGUAUAUAGUGCUGAUCCUAGAAAAGUAAGUGAAGCUGUGAUACUUCCCACGUUGUCUUAUCAAGAGGCUUGGGAGAUGUCGUACUUUGGGGCAAAUGUAUUACAUCCUCGGACCAUUAUUCCUGUGAUGCGGUAUGACAUUCCAAUUGUAAUAAGAAAUGUAUUUAACCUUGCGGCUCCUGGGACAAAGAUAUGUCGUCUUUCUGCUGAUGAGAAUGGCGAGCAUCUACAAUCUCCCGUCAAAGGGUUUGCGACAAUUGAUAAUCUGGCCCUUGUAAAUGUUGAGGGUACUGGUAUGGCUGGUGUUCCUGGUACUGCUAGUGCUAUUUUCAGUGCAGUGAAGGAUGUAGGGGCUAAUGUUAUCAUGAUCUCUCAGGCAAGUAGCGAACAUUCCGUGUGCUUUGCUGUGCCUGAGAAUGAAGUAGACGCUGUGGCUGAUGCUCUACGGUCUCGAUUUGGCCAAGCUUUAGAAGCUGGUCGUCUCUCGCAGGUUGCUAUUAUCCCCAACUGCAGCAUUUUGGCAACAGUUGGGCAGAGAAUGGCCAGCACACCUGGAGUUAGUGCCACUCUUUUUAACGCACUUGCAAAGGCCAAUAUUAAUAUCCGCGCUAUAGCUCAAGGCUGUUCUGAAUACAACAUUACUGUGGUAGUCAAGAGGGAUGAUUGUAUUAAAGCCCUGAGGGCUGUGCAUUCCAGAUUCUAUCUCUCAAGAACGACACUUUCUAUGGGAAUCAUUGGGCCAGGACUGAUUGGGGCAACUCUUCUUGACCAACUUCGUGAUCAGGCUGCUGAGUUAAAGGAGAAGUUUAACAUUGAUUUGCGUGUUAUGGGAAUCACAAGUUCAAAGAAAAUGCUUCUUUCCGAUUCGGGUAUUGACUUGUCUAGUUGGAGGGAACAGCGGAAUGAGCAAGGACAAGUAGCCGACAUGCAGAAAUUUGUUCAGCAUGUUCAUGGGAAUCAUUUUAUCCCAAACACCGUGUUGGUAGAUUGUACGGCUGACUCCUACAUUGCAAGCCAUUACUAUGACUGGUUGCGUAAAGGAAUUCAUAUAAUUACUCCCAACAAGAAAGCAAAUUCUGGACCUCUUGAUCAGUAUUUGAAGUUGAGAGCUCUGCAACGGCAAUCCUACACACAUUACUUUUAUGAAGCUACAGUUGGUGCGGGUCUUCCUAUAAUCAGUACUUUAAGAGGUCUUCUUGAAACUGGCGACAAAAUCUUGAGCAUUGAGGGUAUUUUCAGUGGGACUUUAAGUUACAUAUUCAACAAGUUCAAAGGUGGAAGAAAUUUCAGCGAGGUGGUGACUGAGGCAAAACAAGCUGGUUAUACAGAGCCUGAUCCUAGGGAUGAUCUGUCUGGAACAGAUGUUGCUAGAAAGGUAAUAAUUCUAGCAAGAGAAUGUGGAUUGAAACUUGAACUUUCAGAUAUUCCUCCGGAAAGCCUUGUGCCAGAACCAUUAAGAGCUACUGCAUCAGGCGACGAAUUCAUGCAGCAGCUACCUCAGUUUGAUGAAGACUGGGCAAAGAAAUUACAAGCGGCUGAAGAUGCAGGAGAGGUGCUAAGAUAUGUGGGAGUGGUGGAUGUGACCAACAAGAAAGGAAUUGUGAAUUUGAAGAGCUACAAGAAGGAUCACCCAUUUUCUCAGCUCUCGGGAUCGGAUAAUAUCAUAUUAUUUACCACAGAGCGGUACAAAGAGCAACCUCUCAUCGUUCGAGGUCCUGGUGCUGGAGCCGAAGUUACUGCUGGUGGAGUAUUCAGUGAUAUUUUGCGCUUGGCCUCUUACCUUGGCGCUCCUUCAUAGAAGUAGCGAGAAAUUGAUUAGUUUGUAGCCUCCUCUUAAUUAGUUACCUUCUGUCUGAAAGGGCUCGGUUCCCCGAUUUUUGUGUUGUUUCAACUGUGUUGACUUGUGCUGAGUUUGCAUGUAUUGUAGUUGUAACUUAUUUCAUCAGCAAUGAAGAUUACUUAGUAAA